Messenger RNA from Exophiala dermatitidis NIH/UT8656, 543 nucleotides. RefSeq lists its product as uncharacterized. NCBI's taxonomy places the organism in Eukaryota, Fungi, Ascomycota, Eurotiomycetes, Chaetothyriales, Herpotrichiellaceae. Bases 1 to 543 code for a protein of 180 amino acids. The record is from RefSeq and is a predicted model, not a curated record. The transcript is spliced from 2 exons.
AUGGCUCCCAAAGGAGAAGGCAGCGGCAAAGCUGCUAUGUCGAACGAAGCCUUCCUUUCUGCAUGCAUCAAGCACGGAAAAGAGAAGCUCUCUGUCAAUUUCGACACACUUGCUGAAGAGCUGAAGAUGAGUGCAGGUGGAGCAGCAAACAAGUAUCGUGCACUCAUGAAACAAUUCGAAUCCGAAGGUGCAGCUUGGGCAAACAAAGACGGUACUCCGACUCCACAGAAGCCAAAGCCUGCUGCCGGUUCUAAGCGCAAGGCACCCGUCAAGAAAGAGCCAAAGGACGAGGAAGCUAGUGACCACGAAAAAGCCGACGAAGCCGAUGAACCACCCAAGAAGAAGGCCAGAGGCAAGGGAGCAAAGGCAAAGACUGACACCACUACCCGAGGUACCAAGAAGGGUGGCAAGAAGAACGCUCCGUUGGUUACUGAUGAAGAAGCUGCUGCUCUGACCGUCAAAUCAGAAGAGGAAGGAAACGUGGCUGAUGACGAGAGCGACAAGGAAGCUGACGAUGAGGUCAAGGCCGAAGCCACAGAUUGA